Messenger RNA from Photinus pyralis (common eastern firefly), 6700 nucleotides. RefSeq names its product MAP kinase-activating death domain protein (gene Rab3-GEF). The transcript has 31 exons. Gene Ontology annotation, biological process: regulation of Rab protein signal transduction; regulation of apoptotic process. NCBI's taxonomy places the organism in Eukaryota, Metazoa, Arthropoda, Insecta, Coleoptera, Lampyridae. Bases 255 to 6089 code for a protein of 1944 amino acids. The record is from RefSeq and is a predicted model, not a curated record. Gene Ontology annotation, molecular function: guanyl-nucleotide exchange factor activity. Gene Ontology annotation, cellular component: cytosol.
ACGUCAAUGUUUUCAUGGAAAGGGUUGCGUAGUAUUAAUUUGGGGUAUGCGCAUGUUCCGGAGCUGGAGUUCCCUUCAGCCAGUGAAAAAAGGACGACGGGCGUAUCUGAUACAACAUUUUUGUGUCCCUGUGAAUGGAAGGGUUGCACACACGUCAAAAAUGAGCGCGCACAUAACAAAUAGAAGAUUGCUACACAGUGGGGCAUUUCAUAAAAUAUACGUGAUAAAGAGGUGACCCAUUUAAAUUUUGGAAAAUGUCUUUACAAACCGAAUGCCAAUACCUUUGCCCUAGACUCAUAGACUAUUUGGCUAUAGUUGGGGCAAGGCCUUAUAAUGCACGAUCAAGCUCAAAUCCUCCGAUUCAGGUUCCUGAGCUUCUUCGUCGCUAUCCCACUCAAGAUCACAAAGAUUUUCCAAUGCCAUUGGAUAUGGUAUACUUUUGUCAACCGGAAGGUUGCUCGUCGGUUGGUCCACGACGAACAGCUCUCAGGGAAGCAUCUUCGUUUGUUUUUACUUUAACCGACAAAGAUUCGGGAAAAACGCGCUAUGGGAUUUGCGUUAACUUUUAUCGGCCGAUUGAAAAAUAUCAAAGCGGUAUUGGCACGGGAGGUAGAAGUAGCUCAACAUUUAGACGUGACUCGUGGAGGAAGAGCAUGGAGAAAAGUUCAGAUUCCGCAUUUUCAAGUGAUUAUAGGAGUAGCAAUGUAGGACCAAGUGACUCUGAAAAAGACUGUCCAAGCCGAAGAGAUUCUGAUGCUGUUGGUCAAAGUACAACACAACCACCUAGAUUAGGAGUUAUAGCACCGAGUAAUGACUCCGAGAGUGGUGGUAGUCAUACACCGUCACCGAGAGCAAGUAGAAAACGGCAAAGAAUUAGAAAUCAUUCACUCACAUCACUGUGUCUACUUUCACAUCAUCCCUUUUUUACGACUUUUCGCGAAUGCCUAUUUAUUUUAAAGAAAUUAAUAGACGCUUGCAACGAAUCAUCCAGUUCGAAACGAGUUGGCGCUUCUCGACAAGUGGGACGGGAUACGGUGUGGAGUGUUAUCACUAGUCAAGCGAGUGAAGCAACACCUUCAAUUGUACUGUAUGAUGUUAGAGAAAUUGAAACGUGGAUACUAAGGCUACUUUCAGCUCCAGUUCCAGUACCAGGGAAAACAAAAGUUGAAGUAGAAGUCUUGUCGCCAACUGUACAUGAUGCAUUAACUUUUGCGUUGCCAGAUCAUACAAGAUUUAGUUUGGUGGAUUUUCCUUUACAUUUACCGCUAGAGUUGUUAGGGGUAGACACUUGUUUGAAAGUAUUAACACUGAUCCUUUUGGAGCACAAGGUCGUGCUUCAAUCAAGAGAUUACAAUGCUCUUUCAAUGUCUGUGAUGGCUUUUGUUACUAUGAUAUAUCCGUUAGAAUAUAUGUUUCCCGUUAUCCCACUUCUGCCGACGUGUAUGAGUUGUGCAGAACAGCUACUCCUAGCGCCAACGCCUUUUGUCAUUGGUCUUCCAGCUAGUUUCUUGAUGUAUAAAAAAAAUUUUAGACUUCCAGAUGAUAUUUGGCUAGUCGAUUUAGAUUCUAAUAAAUUGUUCUCGAGCAAUGGAGGGUCGGAAGGCAUUCCACCGUUGCCAGAACCCGAAGCAACCAUUCUGAAAAACUACUUAAAGCAGGCUAUGCAAUUAAUGGACCAAGUGGGGACGGGAGCGCUAGGGAGUUUAUCAACGCCGACGACAGCGGGGACAAAUUCGCAGCUUAUGCCAUCGAGAAGGGACAGCAUUCAAACCCCAAAUACUCUAAGUGUUAAACAUAAAUCGCCCGAUCCCUCACCACCACCACAGUCAUUUGGGAUGGCAAAUGUUGGUCAACGAGGGAUUACUCCCACGUCAGCACAGCCUAUUCCCCAUCGACCGUCUUCGUCUCCUACGCCGUUUAAUCCCAUUAUCUACGGAAAUGACGUCGAUUCUGUUGACGUAGCGACUAGAGUUGCAAUGGUUCGAUUUUUCAACUCGCAAAAUCUGCUUGCCAAUUUUACGGAGCAUACAAGGACUUUAAGACUAUAUCCUCGACCGGUUGUCGCUUUUCAAAUUAACAGUUUUUUAAGAUCCCGCCCUCGAACUUCACAAUUUUUAAACCGAUUUGCCAGAACGCAAGCAGUCGAGUUUUUAGCAGAGUGGUCCUUGACACCUACUAAUGUGGCGUUCCAAAGGGUUCACACUGGAGUGUUGGAUCCGUCGCAAGUAGGCGACAAGCCCAAAUGGUAUCUCCACACAUUAGAGCCAAUUAAGUUCGUCGUCUGGGACGAUGGAAGCUCCUUAAAUGGGGCGUUGAGAAGUCUGCAAAAUCCAGAAAAUCAGCCAACUGAUGAAAGCGGAUCGGAUUCUGAAGGUGCUGAUAGUACGAGUUCAAGUUACUCUUCACUAAGCGAUUUUGUCUCUGAAAUGGUUUCGUCUGAUCUAUCACCAGGAGCAUCCUACCAAGAGGCGCGGAAUUCUGCCCAAAAUAUGUCGUUGUCUUCUAAUCUAGACCCACAAUCCGUCUACCAUCCUCCCUCAACUCUACAGUUCCCUGAUGGGGAAUGUCCAAAAAGUGAUCGUGCCGAGUCUCCUCAAUCCUCAUCCAGUAGCCAGUCUGAUCUUAGCUCUCCAUCAUUUAACAGAGAUUCGGAGUUAGAAUUUGGUACACGACAGAAAAGCGAAACUUGUAUCCCUGCAAAAGUGGAUAAAGAGGAAGGAGGAAGUUUUGAAAACGAAUCCGAUUCAAACUCCACUACCACUCCCAAAACAGUCGUCAGCGGUUCAGCGAAACCUGGUUCACCGACGAGUACAGCGAGUGAUCCUACCGAACGAAUUUCCUCCUCACGAAAGACCAGAUUUGGCCGCUCGAUUACACCCGUACCACCAAUCACACCUUGCUUGCAAAAACAGCCAAGCGUAGGGAAUGUAUUAGCUAGAACCUCUAGUUUUGGGUCCUCCGGUACCGCGAGUCCCGCCCCGUCACUCGGAGCAAGUGGUGACGAGAGAGUUCAAAGACAAGGAUCGCAAGGUUCUAUCUUUGAACAGUUCGCUAGCCAGGCCAAGGAAUUGGUACGGGAAACUACUAGACAAAGUAGUCAAGAUGGUUUACUGGCUCAAAUGGAUAAGCUGAAGUUGCAGGCCAAAGGAAAAUUGUCAGAUUCCGAAGAGGGAAAUAUUUUCGCACCAUUUGACAAGCUUGCGAGUCACGCAAAAAAAGCAGCGGAGGAAGCGACGAAAAGUGUCCAGGAAGUGAGCAAGACUGCGAUUGAGGCUAGUAAAAGUGCAGCUGGCGUAAGCAAGAAUACACUCGAGGAUUUGACUUACGUUGGUAAAUCCACUUUGGGGGAUUUGACGAAAGGUGCCAAGGAGGUAGCGAAGAAGGGUCUUCUACGGAGCGACUCUGUGAGUCAAAGCGGAGGAGAAUCGAGACGUGGCUCAUCGAACACAUCUCUGGUGCAGGCAGCAAGUUCCAGUUUAAUAGCGGGGACAAGCAGAGAUUUCUUCUCUAAUAUUAGCUCGGAUUUGAAUGGCAUCGCUGCCACAACGUCAAGCAUGUUUUCUGAUCUAUUUGGUGUUGGUAGUAAGGGUACUCAGAAGACUAGCCCCCAAGUUGCGACACAACAGCAGCCGCAACAACAACAGGCUAAGCAAAAAGAGACCAAGGGAGUAUUUGGACCUUUCCCUAGAGGCCCAAGAGGAUUAGUUGAAAAGAGCCCACUAAUUAAACACACCCCCAGACGUCAAGAUGAAUUGCAGCGGUUGCAGUCCGUUGAACGAUCCGCGAAUAAUGCAGAAAACCAAGCGUUCCUUAAAGACGUUGUCAACCAAGUGUUAGAAGGAGAAGGUGUCGGGUGGUUAAAAUUAAAUAGACUGAAAAAGUUGAUGGAAGACGAGUCGUACCGCAACUUUGUCUUGAGCAAAUUGAAUAAGACAUUGGACAAGAAAAUUGCCCCAGAUGAUCACAUUGAUGACGUGUGUCUACCGAAACCUAUAUGGAAGGGAGUUUUAAAGGUUUUACUAGCAGUCGUUCACGGAUUGGAGCACACGUACAGUAAUUACGGUUUGGGUGGUAUGGCUUCAGCCUUUCAGCUGCAAGAAAUCGCCCAUACCCACUACUGGAGCAAGGAAUUGGCAGAUGUUGUGUCUACAGACAACCACUUACUGUCCUCUCAAGGUUCAAGCCCUGUAGGUAGCAGGGAAAAUUUAACUUCGCCCCAGAGCCCACGCGUGAGCGCGUCGCCCGAUUGGGAUAGUUCACGAAAAUCUUCCCACGCCGAUCCUCCCCAAGUACGAUUGGUGCAAGGUGAGGAAUCGGAAUCGGAGGGACCCCAAUCAACAUCUGAUAUGUUUAAAGACAUGCUUAACCAAAAGAAAAAUAUGCUACUAAGCAAGCUAACGUCUUUUGAUUCUGAUCAGGCCGAAGGUACUUUGCAUGGUUCCGGUGGCACUCUAUCUCCCGGUGGUUCAAUUACGACAGGACCCGCUUGUAACCUAAAUCGUGGGGGUCUGCAAUCUUCCUUCCGCUCAACCGUUUCUGACACUGAAGUAGAGACUCUUCAGUUUCCCAAACCAUCAAAACAGAGGACGUCCAGCGUGUGGUCGAGUAAGUCCUCUUUAAGCACCGGGUUUAGAUACCACGGAGGCCAUAUGGUCAAUACAACAACUUCUCCUUCACCGGAAGCGGCGCGAACGUAUUUAUUUGAAGGGCUAUUGGGAAAAGAUAGGUCAACCCUCUGGGACCAAAUGCAGUUUUGGGAGGACGCGUUCUUAGAUGCGGUCUCGCAAGAACGCGAUAUGGUUGGAAUGGACCAAGGUCCUCGUGAAAUGAUGGAGCGAUAUAAGAGCUUGAGCGAAACUGAGCGCAAAAGGCUGGAGCACGAUGAAGACCGAUUACUGUCAACUAUGCUGUAUAAUUUAACUGCGAUACUCGUAAUGCUAAAUGUUAAUAAAGCGGAAAUUAAACGUAAAAUUAGGAGACUGUUGGGAAAAUGCCAUAUUGGCCUUGUAUACAGCCAGGAAGUGAAUACAUUAUUGGAUCAAAUAAACAAUUUGCAUGGGAACGAUAUUGACCUGAAGCCCUUGGGUUCAAGACUUUUGCAUCGGCAAAGCUUUACCGUUCACCAAGGGGUUGACGGUGGUGGGGAGUUGAGGUUUUUAGAAGUACGCGACGAUGGAUUAGUUCUACGGUCGGUGUCUGGUGUUAUAGUAGAACGGUGGUGGUUUGAAAGACUGGUGAAUAUGACUUAUAGCCCUAAAAACAAAGUGUUGUGUCUAUGGCGACGUAGUGGGCAACAGACGCAGUUGCAUAAGUACUACACUAAAAAGUGCAAGGAGCUGUAUUAUUGUAUCAAAGAGGCUAUGGAAAGAGGAGGGGUUGCAGGUACUGCUCCCGAACUUGGUGGAGAAUUUCCAGUACAAGACAUGAACUCAGGUGAGGGUGGUCUGCUGCAAGUCUGUAUGGAGGGUGUAGGGCUACUCUUCGCCAAUAGUAAGGACUUUGAGUUUUUCGUUAGAAUCGAUCACAUUAGGAAGUGCUUUACCCAAAAAGGAGGAAUUUUCGUGUUGGAAGAAUUCAAUCCAAAAACGCGCCAAGUAAUCCAGAGAAAGUACAAGUCGUCCAUGGCCGACCAAAUUUGCUACGCUGUGCUUUGCGUAUUUUCGUACGUUGCUGCUGGUUCAGAACGUCGAAAUCAACAGCCAAGAUCUUCUUUAGCGUCGACCCCAGCAUCGGGGAUCUCACAACCCAUAGUCACUCAAAGCCAGCCCUCUAACGAGCCAUCUGUGCAAAAAUCGCCCAUAAAGCAGCAACCAAUUGAAAGUGCGCCUAAACGACAACUCUCUCUCACACAGACAAGCACUCUAAUCUCCCAAACUCUAACUACUGCAACAUCGGAGAUGCAAAUGGAAGCGGGAUCCGUAACUCCUACAGCCGGUCCUCCGUCAUAUCCUCCCCCAGAAUUACCACCGGGCGUUCAACCCCCAGCUCUGCCACCCAGUAUUCUACGACUUGCGAAACCUCCUCCUGUCCCAAGCCGAAACAUACGCCAGAAGUCUCCACCUGUCCCACAACCACCUCCACGACAGUGACGACGGAACGGUAGGUAUUCUCUACCCUUUAUCUACGGAGAUGAAGCGUGUCUAUUGAACUCGUGUCUUCCUUGGGGUAGAGAUGCCGGUAGAAAAGACGAUUUUGUCUAAAUAAUACAUUUGUACCAUAAAAGAUAUCAGUCAGUAUUUAUUGUAUAUAAAAUAUUUUUAGGUAAUUGGGCUUAACUAAAAUUGCUUACACGCUGUGUUUAGUUUGUAAAUGUUUUGUAAUUUAUCUAUGUUGUAAUUAAGGUAUAUUUGUAAUUUAAUAUUGUAAUAAAUCACACCAAAGUUUCCUAAUUUGUAAUAUCGACGUUUUAUUAUAUCUUUGUAUAGCGUACAUAUGAUUGACGACAUGGCAAUAAACUUAUUUAAUUGUGUCUGUGGUAAAUGUAAUAUUUUAGAACAUUGGGAGCAUAUUUUUCUGUAAAAAAUGAAAAUUAGCUUCGUAUUAGACUUGUUAGCUGUUUAUUAUUGUACAUCUUGAUUAAUGUUUGUACGAUAUCCAUUUUAAGGUGCCUCAGUAUAAAAGAUCCUAUUACUCGUAAGUUUAUUUAACUACAUAAUUCGAAAUUAUUAUAGAUUAUUUACAAUUAUUAUUCUUAGUAAAG